Drosophila rhopaloa is the source of this 2140-nucleotide messenger RNA. Its product is annotated as probable DNA double-strand break repair Rad50 ATPase. The record is from RefSeq and is a predicted model, not a curated record. Lineage: Eukaryota; Metazoa; Arthropoda; Insecta; Diptera; Drosophilidae. Bases 1 to 1785 code for a protein of 594 amino acids. The transcript has 7 exons.
AUGUCACUCACAGCUGUGAAGUCUGAUGCCGCCGUUAUCGGUGUGGUGGGCGCCGUAGGAACUGUUGCACUAUCCGAGUCCCGGGAAUGGGCUCCUCCUCCGCCGGGCAAGCGAUGUGCCACGGUGACUAUGCUCCUGGCCCAAAGGAUUGCACGCAACGCUCGCUGGUCAGUCGACAAGGAGCCUUCGUACAGUGCGAACAAGAUGAACGUCUGGCAAACGUUGGAGUAUCUUUCGGGUCUCAGCCUGCGUAAGAAGUACAACUACGAGGGCUUCGCGGACACCCAGAAUGUGAUCAGGACCCUUACGCCCUCCUGGCGGCGGGAUAGCUUUGCUGAGAAGGCAAAGGCUGAGGAAUUGGCGGGCGGAGCAGCCGCAACGACUGUAAAGUAUCCCGAGGAGCGCUCCUCGAGUGUUCCCUUAAUCGCUGUCACGGAUCCUGGCAUAAGUACCAGUUUCCAGAGCACCGACCACAAUGUCGCCUUGGCCGACCGAUCUGGAGCGAGAAGUCCGUCCGGUCAUGGCAGAAAGCAUCGCAGCCGGAAACGUAAUGCUCCGAAUUUGGAUCCCGAGUACGCUCUGUCGCCGGAAGACCUUCAGGAUUUGGUCAAGUGCAAUUUUAAUUUGCCGCGCAUUAGCGCCCGCCUGGAGCGUCUAAUGGGCACCAAUGUGGUCAAGCUGACGGACCGCGCCUACAUGAAGGAGCUGCGCGAAAGGAUCGACGAGGAUUACCGCAAACAGCUUCUGUCCCGCAUUCGCGCCCGGGAGUUAAAGGAAGUGGAACGCGAACGUAUGCUGAUUAUCGAGGGCAAGUCGGAUGUGAUACCAGACGAACUGGCCGACGAUCCCAUAUUUAUGGUCAACAAAGAUGCCAACAUGGAGAUCCAGAAGGAGCGCUCCAAGUUGAAAACCGCUCGAGAGAAGAAUGCGGAGCGUUUGAAGCUGCAGGGCGUGAAAUGGGAGCGGGAACGGCUCCAACACGCCGCCAAAGAAGCCGAACUGCUGGCCAAGAAACGUGAGCGGCACCGCCAGCAGAAAUUGUUGGUGGAACAGUACAGGACGGAGGACGCCGAAAGGGGAAUGGACCUGCUGCGCAUCGAAAACGAAGACUGGCGGGAGUGCGAAAAGAGCCUGAAGGAGUUCCUCGAACAGGAGCGUGCCAAAAUGAAGGAGCGUUCCUUACGCAUCUCCCAGCCCUUCUCAUCCGAUCCGCAGGAUAUACAGAAUAUAGUGAGGGCCAGGCAAAAGUUCCGCGAAACCGAGCUGCGUAUUCGCAACCAGCUGGAGGACAAACUGAAGGAUGUAAAAAUGGCGGUCACCACUCAACAGCUGACUGAACUCAUCGAGGAUGCCCAUCGGUCCAGUGUGGAGUUAGUGCGAGAGACCUCGUUGGAGGACGACGAGCUCCAAGGCGAGGCACAUUCCAGGUAUCUGGACGACGUGACCGACGUCUCCGAUGAGACGGUGAUCAGCGAGGAUGCCAUCAGUCUGACCCUGGCCAAGCAGCAAUACGCGGAGGAACUGGAGGCCGAGAUGGAGGACGAGUUCAAUCGAGGUCUGCUCAUCUCCAAGCAGCAGUACGAUCAGCUGCGCUUCGAGGAUGAGAAGAUCGUGGCGCUCAGGAAUGCCAAGGACAUUCGAGAGCUGUAUCUGCUGGCUGAGGAGAUCAUCAACGGCGAGGUCUUUGAAGAGGCGCCAGAGGAGGUCGAGGAGGAAGCUGUGGGCGAAGAGCAGGAGCUCGAAAUCACCUCAGUUCACGAGGAACCGGAUGCAGCCAAAGCCUAAUAAUCGAUAGGAGGUCCAGUUUUAUUGUUCGAAGGACAACGGGAGACCGUUUCUCCUGCUGCUCCUCUUUUCGCGAGUUUACAAAGUUUGGCCAAAUAUUUCGCUUUUCUGCUGGAAAUCAAAAUAUUUCACCAAAUUGUGCAAAAAUUAGUCAGGAUAUGGGGGCCUACAGUUUUUUGUCGACGCAAUUGUUAAUCAUUGAAUGAGGAAGUGGAAUCGAAAAACGUCAGCGCCACUGUCACUCAAUCUCAGCGCUUAGGUUGAUAACUGUCAAUGGGGUUUAAUUAGAGCUGUAACGAGGUGAUAGUGCCCGCAUGACAAUAAUAAUAAAGCGGCCGAAAAAUCCAAAAACAAA